AUGUUGCUCAAGCCAGCAACACCCCUCACCGUCCUGCUCCUAGCUGCCUUUGUCCUCCUGCUUCUGGCGACCCUGUCCACGCCAAUUAUCAAGGGAAUCCCGCUGGCGACAUUUCAAAAUGUCGACUUUGGCGUCUUCGGCUACUGCAGGCAGUCCCAAUGUAGCAGUCUGCGGGUGGGAUAUAACACCAAUGGGAUCCUGGACACCAGCGAUCCCGAUCUCAAUUUUACGACCACUGCCCGCAAUUCUCUCUCCUCCAUUCUGAUUGUGCACCCGGUGGCUGCAUUCCUCACCCUGGUCUGCUUGAUCAUGGCAGCUGCCGCCCACUUUCGCUCGCCAUCCCACUCCCCUCGAUACCUUCUUGCUUUGCUCAUUCUUCUCCUCCCGACGGUUCUCGUCUCGCUGCUGGCCUUCCUUGUGGAUAUCCUUCUGUUUGUCCCGCGCUUGCAGUGGGGAGGAUGGAUCGUUCUGGCGGCUACCAUUAUUCUGGUUUCCUGCGGGGUGGUUACUUGUGCCAUGCGUCGCACUCUGGUGAGCCGGAAAGCACGAAAGAGACGUAUUGCCGAGAAUGCGGAGAUGAGCGGUGAGAAUUUCUACAAUCGACAAAAUGCACAAGCGGCGGCGGCGGCGGCGGCGACGGCGACGGCGUAUCCAAAGGCUGAAACGCCGCCUCCCUUGAAUAUUGAGCCGAAGAUGCCCUUUUCCACAACUGCGGCUUCGCAAUCAGCUUCCACAUUUGCUACCUUCGAGGCGUCCUCGCGCGGUCAGGAAGAAGACCAAGUGCCUUUGAAUUCAAGGCCACCUCCCAACAAUGGUCCGCGGAUGCCAAACGAUGGACUCAAUCGAUAUGGAUCUCGAGAUGAAUACGGCAAUCCUCCCCCUCCGUCUGGGCCGUAUGGUCCGGAUGGAGGUGUGACGCGCGCUCCUUCAGAUCCAAGAUUGCGAAAUCAGUACUCUGAUGGCAACAUGGCUCCUCGAAGAGGCGGACCGCAAGGUUUCGGCCCUCCACGAGGUAGAGGUGGCUAUCCAAUGCGAGGAGGCUAUGGACGCGGUGGGCCAUAUGGUGGUCGUCCAAGAGGUCCUCCACCAAAUGGCAGAGGUGGCCCGAUGGGUCCGAUGCGUGGCGGUCCUCCUGGGAUGAUGAUGGGACGAGGUCGAGGUCCUCCUCCGGGGUACCCUCCCAGGCGAGAUGGCCCUCCGGGAGGAUACGAUCCUUACGGACCACCGGGCCCCGGCCGUCGUCCUCCACCACCCAAUGCUCCAGGAUAUGGCCCUGACCCUGGCGAUUAUGGAUACGGACCUCGUGGCCCGCUACCUGGUGGCCCCAUGCGUCGUCCUUCUCCCGGCCCGAUGCCGUUGGAUGCUCCGCAGGACGACGGAGCCCAACCUGGCCAAUCCAUUGAGAUGACACCUCAACCUGGUGAUCCCAGUUUCCACCCCGCCGAUGUCAAUUCUCAGGAGGUACGAGAUUCGCAUCGUGACUCCAUUCGGAGCCCCAGCAGUGUGUACAGCAAUGAACCAUAUGUGCCACCUCGUGCUGCCUGGGGUGACAUGGAACGUCCCGGAGGCUCGCAGGCGCCGAUCGAGGAGCCCGCGAUGAGUCGUUCGCCGCCCCGGGCACGCCCCAAGUCUGGAAGUGAUUAUUAUGAGGAUGUCGAUCCGAGGUUUGCAGAGCCAGAGCCCCCGCCAGCUGCGCCUAGCAGCAACGCGGUACCCCCUGCUCUUGUUCCGGGACCUGCUGGUGAGAUUCCACCACCGAACAUCCCUGAUGAGAAUAUCGCCGAUGGGCGUCGCUCACCCGCUCCUAGCGAAACCAGUCACUUUACCUCCAUAUCGGAACGGCCCAUAAAUCCACUCUGGCAACCACCCCCAGCGCGACGGGCACCAGAACAGGACGUGCUGCUGGGCAACAACCCCGACUUUGAGUUGCCAGUUGGUCGGGGCCGGGGACGUGAUGCACGCGGCGGACGCGGUGGGCGAAUGAUGCCGUCCGUCCCCGAGCUCCGAGGGAGUGGACGAUAUCCUGUACCAUAG
This is a messenger RNA of Rasamsonia emersonii CBS 393.64, 2034 nucleotides long. RefSeq names its product pH signal transduction protein PalI. The transcript is spliced from 3 exons. The record is from RefSeq and is a predicted model, not a curated record. The coding region runs from base 1 to 2034 and encodes 677 amino acids. Gene Ontology annotation, cellular component: cell division site; growing cell tip; plasma membrane. NCBI's taxonomy places the organism in Eukaryota, Fungi, Ascomycota, Eurotiomycetes, Eurotiales, Trichocomaceae.